UGUCUCAGGUCUCAGUCGUGUGCUGAAUCUCUGACCAGUUGGUUGUGUUUUUGUUUCUCCACACCGCACCACGGCAAAGACGUGCGUUAAAAGUAGCGCAGCAAAGUGAUAAUAAAACCCAACUUAAGCAACAGCAACAACAACGGCUACAAAAUGCGUUGUCUGGCAUUGAGCGCGUUGUUUGUUUGCGUUGUCAUCGCCGGCCAGUGCGAAAUUGCAGCUGGCUACAAGAGUGAAAUUGAAAUAACUCCCGCUCCCGAUGUGGAAGUCACUACCAAGAAAUCCAGCUGGUUUGGCGGCUUCAAAAAAUUCUUCGGCAGCAGCGAAACCACAACAACAACAACCACGACGACGACAACAACAACGCCACGGUCUGUACCUGUGACGCCGGCGCAGAAGCCACCACCAUUGGUCAUUUCGCAUGCACCGUUGAUGCCACUGGGACCACGCCCCGAUACGCCCGCCUCCUCGCCAUUUGGCUCAGCACAGCCAUCGCCGGUACAUGGCCCUCAAUGGCCAACUGCAGCUGGUGCCACGCCCACCACUGCAGCCUCACCGCAGCAGGGACGAUUCGGUCAACCUGGGCAAGCAUCAACGGCACCCAAUUUGCCACCAGGCUUUGCUCCAUAUCGACCACAGAAGCCACAGCCAAGUGGCUUUGAUUUGAGCUAUUCAGGUGGCGCAGGAGUUGGAGGAGGAGGAGCUGCAAAUCCAGUGCGUCCCAGCUUUGGCUUGGCGCCCAUGACCAGCUCCACAACGACAACCACCACGACGACAACAACAACACAGCGACCCAAGUCGCCGACACCUGGCGUCGACUUGCGCUUCGGCGGCAGCUCCACAACAUCCACAGUGCAUCCUCAGCCGUCGAAGGAUGCCUUCCCCUCGCUGCCCGUGCCACGUCGUCCCUCUGUUAAGGAGGAUUACCCUCCGCUGCCCACGGUCAAGACACCGACUGUGCCCAGCACGCCAACUUCGCCUUCGGCUUGGCAAUCGCCUCUGCCUACACCAGCCCAGCCAGCUGUGAGGCCAACACCAGGACAUUCGACAACGACCACCACUACAACGACGACCACAACAGGUGGCCAUUCCGGUGUAUCCUUUGUGCCCCACACUGGUGGCGUCACCACAACCACAGUGCGUCCUGGUUUCCAAUCUUCUGGCAACUCGGUAGCUAGCGAUGAUGAGAUACGCCAGCUGACCGAGCAGCUGUACACUAAGGAAUCAAACAGUCAGCUGAAUAACAUUGCGGUGAACCUCCAGGGACGCACUCGCUCCAUUGACAGCGCCGAUGAGGCGCCGCAGCCGCUGCUCACGGUGGACUCCAAGGCGCUGCAACCAGAAACGAUUGCCAAGAUGCGACUGCUGUUCAACAACUACGAGCAGGACACGCUGGUCAACGAGCAUGUGACCGCCAAUGAGCGACGCGAGGAGAACGAAUUCCUCGAUGCUGUUAUGGCCACCGGAGUUAUGCGUCAAGCGAUGCUGUUCCUGCAGCAGAAGGGUUUGGUUACGCCCGACCCGAAGACACAUCGGGAUCUGGUUAAGGAGCUGUGGUUCACGCAGUAUUCCCGCGGCCAGGGCAAGAUUGGCAGCUCUGGGUUUGAGCAUGUUUUCGUGCAUGAGGUGAAGAAUGGCACCAUCAUUGGCUUCCACAACUGGGUGUAUGUCAACGAGGAGGAGCAGGCCGGUCGCUUCGACUACAAGGGCUACAUGAAGGAGCAGGACAUUGGCACCAAGGGAAAAGUGAUCAAGCUGCGUUUCUCGCACAAGGGUUUGAACAAGCCGGUGGACACCAUGUUUGUGGGCACCUCGCCGGAACUGGAACUGGCGCUGUACACCGUCUGCUUCCAGCUGCGUCCGGAUCGCACAUGCCCCGUCUCCUUGGGCAACAGCAAGUUUGGCAUUGUCACCUAUUCGUGGCGCUAUCGUGGCAAGAGCCUCAUUGGCAGCGCCUAUCCUGAGAUUUGAGUGUAGUCCACAUUUUUAGCUUUGUGCUAUCACUAUUUUUUUUUCUCUCUUUUGUCUAAAAUAAAGAAAUAAACACUUA
Drosophila sulfurigaster albostrigata is the source of this 2050-nucleotide messenger RNA. RefSeq names its product endoribonuclease CG2145. The transcript has 3 exons. The coding region runs from base 154 to 1971 and encodes 605 amino acids. The record is from RefSeq and is a predicted model, not a curated record. NCBI's taxonomy places the organism in Eukaryota, Metazoa, Arthropoda, Insecta, Diptera, Drosophilidae. Gene Ontology annotation, molecular function: RNA endonuclease activity.